CUUUUACUUCCGUCUAGGACAGAUCGUUUGAGAGGACACUCGUAAAAAGUUCAAAAACCGAGAUCAAAUUUUUUACGAAUGGAGUUUCAUUUCUCGCAUCGAGUAGUGAAUUAAUAGGAUUCUCUACCGUAACACGUAACAUCAACACCUUCUGUUGAUAUAUACAAGACUAAAUUGGACCUUCACAGCAAUACAAACUGCAAGGAUUAAUACAGGUCGAUAGACCUCCUAUCCUUAUUACUGAAAACUGAGGCUGACCUAGAGAACUUGGCGGAAAUUUUGCAUCCAGGUCACCUAUAUGAUAAUGUCGGAUCCAGACGUUAAAAAGGCCAUUGAAGCACAUAGACAGAAAACUAUUAUGGCGAACCAACAAAUCAGCGUAUUAAAUUCUCAAAUAGAGUCGCUUAACAUAAAGUUCAGGCGGUCACAAUUAAUUGAGAGUGAAUUAGUGACCUUGCCUGAAGAUGUAGCUACUUACAAAGCGUGUGGGAGAAUGUUCAUCAAGAAGGCUAGGGAAACUCUAAUUGAAGAUAUAAAGAAGGACAGAGACAAGAUCACUGAUUCUAUUGAGACUUCACAGGUAAGAUUGCCUUUAAUAAUGACUUUGCUAUAGAAAGCCCGAGACACAGUGAAUAAUGAGUUAAGUGAGUCUAAAGAGGCUUUGCGUGAGCUUUUAAGUUCAAAGCAGUCCUAACAACAACUUUACAAAGGAACAAGUUGUGAUUGUAUAGUUUGAAAUAUAUAUUUAUUCGUUGCUCUUU
Schistosoma spindalis is the source of this 761-nucleotide messenger RNA. The record is from the annotation of a GenBank genome assembly. NCBI's taxonomy places the organism in Eukaryota, Metazoa, Platyhelminthes, Trematoda, Strigeidida, Schistosomatidae.